Molecule: messenger RNA, 2370 nt
Organism: Phycodurus eques (leafy seadragon)
Lineage: Eukaryota; Metazoa; Chordata; Actinopteri; Syngnathiformes; Syngnathidae
Gene: mier1b
Product: mesoderm induction early response 1b, transcriptional regulator
Exons: 13
Coding region: 54-1583 (509 amino acids)
Biological process (GO): negative regulation of transcription by RNA polymerase II
Cellular component (GO): nucleoplasm
Molecular function (GO): transcription corepressor activity; histone deacetylase binding
Source: RefSeq, a predicted model, not a curated record
GGUGGGCGGGGCUCUUCAUCCGGGUACCGGCGUGACCCUGCUGAAUUGCAAACAUGGCGGAGUCCUCCCUUGGGAAUUCGAGCCCAGGGGGCUCAGCGGGUUCUGUUGACCAUGACUUUGACCCAUCAGCGGACAUGCUUGUCCACGACUUUGAUGACGAACGCACAAUGGAAGAGGAGGAAAUGUUGGAGGCAGCUGAUGAGGCCAACGCCAAUGAGAUUGAAGAUCUUGCACGCGAAGGAGAAAUGCCCAUUCACGAGCUCCUGAAUCUUUAUGGUUAUGGAGGCGCUUCACCAGCAGAUGAGGAUGAAGAGGAGGAUGAAGAACAGGAAGAAGAGGACGAAGACGAGGAUGAGGACGAUGAGCUGGACAAUGACGAAAGCAGCCGAGGCACCGGCGAGCUAAAAAGGAACGAGGAUGAAGACGUCAAGAACUCAACAACACAGGAGGACGAGGCCCCGGUGACCACGGAGGGCCGCACUCGUUCUGUUAGGGGCCUCGGCACAUCAGAACUUAUUCGUCCACAGAAGCACAAGUACUUUGAAAGUAACAACGAUGCAGAAGAGGAGUCAGAUGAAGAUGAGGAUUAUGUUCCAUCUGAAGACUGGAAAAAGGAGAUCAUGGUUGGGUCUAUGUAUCAGGCAGAAACCCCCACUGGCCUGUGUAAAUAUAAGGACAAUGAAAGAGUUUAUGAAAAUGAUGACCAACUGUUGUGGAACCCUGAGUGUCUGCCUGAAAACAAAGUGGUGGGGUUCUUGAUAGAGGCAUCAAGACGUACGGGAGAGGAGAAGGGGGUCGACGCCAUCCCGGAAGGAUCCCACAUCAAGGACAAUGAACAGGCAUUAUACGAACUUGUGAAAUGUGACUUUGACACAGAGGAAGCUCUAAGAAGACUUCGGUUUAAUGUAAAAGCAGCCAGAGAGGAGCUUUCUGUCUGGACUGAAGAGGAAUGUAGAAAUUUUGAACAAGGACUAAAAUCCUACGGAAAAGACUUUCAUUUAAUACAGGCCAACAAGGUGAGAACUCGGUCUGUAGGAGAAUGUGUGGCCUUUUAUUACAUGUGGAAGAAGUCUGAGCGUUAUGAUUUCUUUGCACAGCAAACCAGACUUGGAAAAAGGAAAUACAACCUUCACCCCGGUGUCACGGACUACAUGGACAGGUUACUGGACGAGACGGAGAGCGUGGCCUCCAGCAGGGCGGCGUCGCCCCCUCCCACCACAUCCAGCAGCAGCGCCAGCCAAUCGGAGAGGGAAGACAGCAGUGGCCACAACGGUGUUGCAGGCCACAGUUCCAGCCAUCUCGGAGAUGGUACGCAUAUUAUGGUCCCAGUAAACCAAGUGAAACCUGAGCCUGUUCAGUCCAACGGUCCGUCAGGCGAUGGCCCCCUUCCCUCGUCGGACAACAACUCCAACGGAUGCAGCCACCCCAGCUCAUCCAGUCACCAGCAAAACGGUUCUCCGGAACCUCCCGCAGACCAAAGAGACUCUGCCGUGGCGCAUGACAGGCCGGCCAAGAGGGUCAAGAUGGAGACGGAGCCUUUGGCCCAAAACCAAGCGGAAGCUACCGGAACCCAGGAGAACUGAAGAGGCCUGAGCUCUGUCGCGAGGACGCUGAUUUUCCUGGUGGAAAAUGGUCAGUGAGGACUCGAUGACCAAAAAUGCCGUUGAUCCUCCAGCAGGGAACGAUUCUGACCCGUGUGGUGUCUGGAGCCAUCCAUGUAGCUCUGAACUUCUACCCGUUGUCUGUAAUUACUUGACUGACUCACAGCAUUUUGCCAAGAAUUUCUCUUUUUCUAUUUGUACUCGAAGAAAAACAAAACAAAACAAUUCCCAUUAAUAUUUUUUUACACUAGAUAUUUAUAUUUUUUAACAAAAAAGUCUAUGAUGGGUAUUUGCUUUUCAAGCCAUUUGAACAUUUGUGAACAGCGUAGAGAGUUUUAAACGACUUUGUGCUUCAGUUGCCAAGAGGAGGCGCGGAGUAAGCGCACUCGGCAUAGGCAAGCUGGUGAUGUCGCAAGUUGUCUUUAGUUGCACUUUCGUUACACGUUUCUGUGGUUGAGAAGCAGCAGAAUGACAUUUUCACUUGGAGAAAUAAUAAACCAGCGCAGGUUUGUUUGUGUCAAGCCGCUGACAUCAGUGAUGUCCUUUAACACGUUAGCAGAUGGCUGUAUUUUGGGAUUUUCACAAUCGGCUGCUUUGCUUAACGUUUUCUUUUUACUAGUCAGAAUGUCAGUGAUUCCUAAGCUUUGUAUCGAUUUCUUACAUGCAUUGGUACAUUUUCAAAUUGUCUUCAUCCUUUUCUGUUCUUUCUUUGCUUUCUUCAGAAGCACGUUGUCCAUGUUAAUCUGAAAUACAUGUCAUUUCAAAAGAU